AUGGCUAUCGGAGUACGGCAGAUUUGUUUGAUGCAGGCAGGUAGUUGUGGGGCACAGCUGUGCCAGGGUCGUUUUUCUUUGUGGAUUCGUUACCCCUUGCCCUCUUUCUUGUUCCUGAUGCUAUGGAGGCAGGCCUCGGACGAUGGGGAUGACGUCCAGCCGGGAAUGGAGCAGGCCUCGGAAGAUGGGGCCGACGUCCAGCCGGGAAUGGAGCAGGCCUCGGACGAUGGGGAUGACGUCCAGCCGGGAAUGGAGCAGGCCUCGGACGAUGGGGAUGACGUCCAGCCGGGAAUGGAGCAGGCCUCGGUCGAUGGGGACGACGUCCAGCCGGGAAUGGAGCAGGCCUCGGUCGAUGGGGACGACGUCCAGCCGGGAAUGGAGGCUACUGCACCUCCCAACCCCACCGCCGUCACUGCUGCUGCUACUCCGUUGCUAAUUCCCGCCGCCGCCGCGCCUGCUGGACUUGCAUUUCUGGACUGGCGAGAAUUUUGA
Volvox carteri f. nagariensis is the source of this 492-nucleotide messenger RNA. RefSeq lists its product as uncharacterized. The transcript is spliced from 8 exons. The coding region runs from base 1 to 492 and encodes 163 amino acids. NCBI's taxonomy places the organism in Eukaryota, Viridiplantae, Chlorophyta, Chlorophyceae, Chlamydomonadales, Volvocaceae. The record is from RefSeq and is a predicted model, not a curated record.